Cryptotermes secundus is the source of this 1624-nucleotide messenger RNA. Its product is annotated as protein yellow. NCBI's taxonomy places the organism in Eukaryota, Metazoa, Arthropoda, Insecta, Blattodea, Kalotermitidae. The coding region runs from base 213 to 1562 and encodes 449 amino acids. The transcript has 3 exons. Gene Ontology annotation, cellular component: extracellular region. The record is from RefSeq and is a predicted model, not a curated record.
UUUGAAUCACUCAGUCUCUCUUCCUCUGUGUCUCAUCGCCAGGCAUUCCCCGCAAGAGAAAUGUAGGAAGAAAACACGAGAUUGAAACCACAAGAAUCCACUAACCUCAGAGAUUUCUUGUCAUUGUGUAGUAGGCAUAUAUAAUAAAAGAAUUGCGCUAUCUUGCGUAAGUUGGAACAAGACCUGUGAAGAAGUGCAUAACACAUGCCAUCAUGACAGUUGUAAACUGCAUAGAAUUGUGGUUUAUUUUAGUGCUCUGUGUAAGAAUUGUGACUGGAGGUGUCUUAGACGUAAUAUUCGAGUGGAAGGAGUUGGACUUUGCCUACCCUAAUUCCAGGCUUCGUCAAGAAGCUGUUGAAAGUCAGUCUUUUAUUCCAAGCAAUAAUGUACCUGUCGGUUUGGAAGUCUGGAAGAACAAACUGUUUAUAACAGUGCCACGAUGGAAACGCGGUGUUCCAGCGUCCCUGGCUUACGUCUACUUGAACCAAACAGGUAGAAGUUCGCCAGAGCUGAUACCAUACCCGAAUUGGGAAGCGCACGACCUGGACUCGGUCAUCACACCUCGUUUUCAGCAUGCCAACAGAAACAAGACUUGCAUAGUUUCCCCUUUCCGUAUCCGAGCAGAUUCAUGCGACAGGUUGUGGGUACUCGAUACAGGAAAGACCGACAUUCUAGACAGCCAGGAGCAAGUCGGGCCCAACCAGCUCCUUGUUUACAACCUCACAAACGAUAAACUGAUUCGACGUUAUGAAAUCCCCAAAACCUUCACAAGGAACGAAUCCGUCUUUGCGAACAUCGCUGUUGACGUGAAGAGUGGCAGUUGUGAAGAUACUUUCGCAUAUAUGGCUGAUCUCGGGGCUUCCAGUAUGGUUGUGUACAGCUGGGGGACAAAUGCGUCAUGGCGAAUCACACAUAGAUACUUCCAUAAUGACCCCAAGGCUGGUACGUACCAAGUGGCUGGAGUAAACUUCGAGUGGACUGAUGGUCUCUUUGGACUAGCGCUUUCAGCUGAGAACAGCAGUGAUAAAUAUAGGACUCUAUUCUUUCACCCAUUCUCGAGUUUCAGUGAAUUUGCUGUCUCCACCAGAUUGCUUCAGAAUGAGUCGCUGUGGACAGACCCUAAACGGUCUAAUAUGAGCAACCAUGAAUUCAAAUGGCUCGGCGAGCGAGAAAGUAACACCCAGUCCAGUGCCUCGUUCUUAGAUGAGCGGACUGGGAUUCUUUUGUACACUCAGGUGACCCGGAACUCCGUGGGCUGCUGGAAUUCCGCGCUUGAGUACACACCCGUGACUCAAGGGCAGGUUGCCGUCAACAACAUUACUAUGGUUUUCCCAAAUGAUAUCAAGGUGGACAUUAACAGGAACUUGUGGCUUCUCACUGACCGCAUGCCACUCUUCAUGUACAAGAGCCUCAACCAUUCUGACGUCAACUUCCGGAUUCUGUCUGCUCCCGUAGAUAGAGCUGUGGCCGGCACGGUCUGCGCUAGGAGCUCCGGAGUUUUACCCACUCCGCUAGGGUUUAUACUCAUAUCAGUGAUAAGCAGCCUGUCAAAAAUGCAAUGAAAUGUGUUAGCCAAGACAGAUAUAUGAAAAUGUGAAGAAUAAAUUGUGUAACGAACAUUGUA